CACCUUCACGGCAGCACGGGUCCGCUACGGAUAAACGGUCGCUACUCGCUAGUCGUCCGGUGAAGCCGCGCAAGCAGCUGCCGCCGGGAUAAACCGUUUGUUGGCCAGGUCCCCCUCUAUCCGGUUUCACCCCUCAAAUUAUAUCGCCCAAGCAGCCGCGCCGCCGGGCAAAAAUGCUCUCGCUGCGGGCGCCGCCCCGUACUCUGUCGCCCUCGCCGUGGCGGAGACGGGGCCGCCUCGACGGUUUCGCCGCGCCGCGUUGUGUCAGCGCCGCGCCACCUGCGACAACCCUAGAGACGGCUACCGCGCGGCCGGCAGGCGUCUCCUUCCCGAUUCUGGUGAAUGGCUGCACUGGUAAAAUGGGGGUAUCUGUUGCUGAGGCAGCUACUUCAAGGGGUCUUCACCUAGUUCCUGUUUCAUUCAGUAGUAGAGAGAACCUUGACAAAACAAUACAAAUUGGUGAUAUAGAUGUUGAGAUAUAUGGCCCUUCUGCAAGAGAAGAUGUUCUUUCAUCUGUCAUCGACGAAUUCCCAGAUGUCAUUGUGGUGGACUACACGGCGCCUAAUUCUGUGAACUCUAAUGCCGAGCUCUAUUGCAAGCUUGGUGUGCCAUUUGUAAUGGGCACAACUGGUGGCGAUCAGCAGUUACUGUACAAAUCAGUGCAAGAUUCAAAUAACUACGCACUAAUAUCUCCACAAAUGGGCAAACAGGUUGUUGCAUUUCUUGCUGCAAUGGAAACAAUUGCGGAGCAGUUUCCUGGGGCCUUUUCAGGCUAUCGUUUGGAGGUACUGGAAUCCCAUCAAGCAGGAAAGCUGGACACAUCUGGUACAGCUAAAGCUGUAAUUGCUUGUUUCGAGAAGUUAGGCGCGGUCUUUGACAUGGACCGGAUGGUUAAGAUCAGGGAUCCUGAGCAACAGCUUUAUAUGGUGGGUGUCCCCGAAGAACACAUUGAAGGGCAUGCAUUCCAUCUGUACCAUCUAACUUCUCCCGAUGACAGCGUUUCAUUUGAGUUCCAGCACAAUGUUUGUGGCCGUUCAAUCUACGCCGAAGGGUCAGUUGAUGCUGCCGUAUUUCUGUAUAAGAAGGUACAAUCAAUGGAUCCUAAGAGAAUUUACAACAUGAUUGAUGUCUUGCAAGAAGGCGAUAUGCGGUGAAGUUAAUUGAUUACCUCUUAAUGGAUCUGAGUGAAAUUUUGAAACAAAUCUUCCCAUAUCUUGCGGAAACACAGGGGAUUGGGAGGGGGUAGUAUUUAGUGAGUAGUGUGGACUGUGGAGUACUAGAGUUGAUAUAUGUACUGAACUGCGAAUAGUUUAGUCCAGAACCUUAAACUGUACGAACAGAAGUGGGGCAGGACGUCAAUAUUGUUCAUGUGGGUGGUAGCCUGGUUGGUACUCUGCUCCGUUCCAUAAUGUAAGACGUUUUUUGAAACUAGUGUCAAAAAACGUGACUAAUGUAGUGUCAAAAACAUCUUACAAUAACUGUUAAGCAAGUUUUUCUGGGCAUCCCGCUCAUUCAUCUA
This is a messenger RNA of Aegilops tauschii subsp. strangulata, 1519 nucleotides long. Its product is annotated as probable 4-hydroxy-tetrahydrodipicolinate reductase 2, chloroplastic. Gene Ontology annotation, cellular component: chloroplast stroma. The record is from RefSeq and is a predicted model, not a curated record. Lineage: Eukaryota; Viridiplantae; Streptophyta; Magnoliopsida; Poales; Poaceae. Gene Ontology annotation, molecular function: NADPH binding; 4-hydroxy-tetrahydrodipicolinate reductase activity.